Messenger RNA from Neurospora hispaniola, 2109 nucleotides. RefSeq lists its product as uncharacterized. The transcript is spliced from 4 exons. Lineage: Eukaryota; Fungi; Ascomycota; Sordariomycetes; Sordariales; Sordariaceae. The record is from RefSeq and is a predicted model, not a curated record. Gene Ontology annotation, biological process: RNA splicing. Bases 1 to 2109 code for a protein of 702 amino acids.
AUGGCAGAUAGACACGCUCGUAACCCUCACCGUGGGGGCGCGAGAGACUACAGCGACAGAGACAAACACGGCAGAGACAACCGCGAGCGAGACCGAGAUCACGACCGUAGCCGUGGUCGGGGAGGAGGUAGGGGUGGCCGAGACGAUCGAGAUAGAGACAGCCGACGAUACAGGUCCCGAUCCAGAGACAGGCAUGGUCGUGACCAUGACCGUAACCGCAGGCGCUCGCGCUCCCCGGUUCGCGACAGAGAGGGGCACGAUCGACGCGACGAUUGGGCCAGAGACGGAGGUAGAGGAGGCCGGCGUGGCGGUCCUAAAGACUCUCGCCGUGAUCGAGGUGACGUCGAUAAGGAUGGUAUGAGCAAACCAGACAGAGACAGAAAAAAGCGCCGCUCAGCCUCACCGCUCCGAGAGCCAGAACCACACGUGAAAUCUCCACGGAGUCCCAUACAAGCAGCAGCGCACGACGAUCACCGUCUUUCGAUAAGGUCGAAAUCUGAGAACGUCCCAGCUGCUACGACACCGGCACCGGCACCGGCACCCGUGUCGUUCAAGGUCAAGGGACACGACCAACGCCGACCCGACAGCACACAUGUGGAGGAGCAGCAUCAGGCGUCCCGAGAGCGGACAGAAGAGCACGAAGAGGAACAUGUUUCGAGGGGAAGGUUUGAUGCAGAUCCUAUGGACGAGGACGAGGAAGAAGACGUGAUUGUUGAAGACGAUGGCCUUGGAGACAUGGCUUCCAUGAUGGGCUUUGGCGGUUUUGGAACUACCAAGAACCAGAAGGUCAAGGGUAAUAAUGUUGGGGCGGUGCGGAAGGAGAAGAAGACAGAGUAUCGCCAGUACAUGAACCGUGUCGGCGGUUUCAAUAGGCCCCUCAGCCCGAGUCGCUGGAAGCAAUCGUUCCAUCUGGUCACCCUGAUUCGAAUUGCUAUCCUUUUGUCGUUGUUUGGUCAGGGGAAGAUUUCAUCCCCAGUCUUCAUCAAAAUGAGCGCCUCAAAAGCAAAAGACAAGGCAUCUACUGCUGAUGUGAGCAAGAAGGACAAGAAAGACAAGAAGGAGAAGAAAGCUUCCAAGACCAAGGAGGUCACUGCUACUUCUGAGCCGGCUGAAGUCAUUGCGGAGACCGAGUCGGCCUCCAAGAAGGGGAAGAAGUUCAGGAAAUCGAGAGAUGACAGCAGCAGACAGGAUGCGAAACGCAAGCGUGAGGAGGAUAACGACGAUAUGGCAAAGAACAACGAUGAAAAGGCUGCUGAGGACGAGGUGAAGCCCUCCAAGAAACGCAAAUCGGAGGACAAGUCCAAGUCCAAUGACAAGGAUGAGAAGAAGGAGGAGAAGAAGACGAAGGACAAAAAGGACAAGAAGCGGAAGCAUGGCGAUCACUAUAGCGACGAAGAGGAGGAACAGAAGGACGAGCCAAUCGUCAAGGUCGCCAAGAUCGUACAGGGGGAGGGGCUUGGAUCUAACAAGGCUGAGAAGGAGAAGAAAUCUAAGAAGGAUGCCAAGAAAUCCAAGGGCGAGAAGGAGAGCAGCGACAGCAGCGAGAAGAAGCACAAGGAGAAGAAAGAGAAGAAGGAGAAGAAAGAGAAGAAGGAGAAGAAAGAGAAGAAGGAGAAGAAAGACAAGAAGGAGAAGAAAGACAAGAAGAGCAAGACUGAUAAGGAGGAGGAGGAGGAGGAGGAGGAGGAGGAGCCCGUUGUGGAGAAGGAAGAGAAGACUGAAAGCAAGAAGGAGUCCAAGAAGUCAAAGAAGGAAAAGAAGGAAAAGAAAGAAAAGAAGGAGAAGAAGAAGGGAGACGAGACCAAGACUACAGAGGCCAAAGAAUCGACAGCUACUUUGGCCGCCACCAUCACCACAAACACCAACCCCGCCGCAGUACUCGCAGCCAACUGGAACGUCAACGCGCUCGACGGUGGCGCAUCUCGCCAGUCCAAGAUGAUGAGGUUGCUCGGCGGCAAGAAGCUUGCUGCCGACGGUGCCGCCGCCGCUGCGGCAGCGAAGAAGACGUUCGAUGUCAACCAAGUGUCUCAGGAGCUCGAGCAGCAGUUCAAGGCUGGCAUCCACCAGAAGUUCGAGACGGGUGGUCAGCGACGCGGUUUGGGUGCAUAA